AUGAGGGCUUUCAUUUUCUUUCUCUUCAGGCUCCUGGCCAUGUUCUCAGCAUCUUCAACCCAGAUUUCAAAUACCAGUGUUUUCAAACUAGAAGAGAAUCCAAAACCUGCACUUAUUCUGGAGGAAAAAAAUGAAGCUAACCAUCUAGGAGGACAAAGAGAUUCUAAUAAGCAAGGAGGUAGUUAUACACAAGAAAAUCCAGGAACAUUUAGGCUUCAAGGACAGCCAGGCUAUUUUAACAAGCUAGAGAAACCAAGACAUUUUAAGCAAGGGAGAGCAGGAGUUUUAAACAAGCCUGGGAUUUUAAAGAAUUCAGGAAAAUCUAACCAAAAAGGGAAUCCAGAAUGUUCUAAUAAGCAGGAAAACUCAGGAUCUUCUAGCCAACUAGGGAGACCAGGGAUUUCUACCCAACAGGGAAAUCCAGGGUCAUCUGGCCAACAAGAGAAACCAGGGUCAUUUAGCCAGAAAGUGAUGGUGGGGUCAUCUAGCCAACAGGGGAAGCCAGGAUCAUCUAGCCAACACGGGAAUCUAGGGUCAUCAACCCAGAAAGGGAAUUUAGGAUCUUCUAGCCUACAAGGGCAUCUGGGUUUAUCUAGCCAUCAAGGGAAGCCAGAGUCAUCUGGCCAACAGGGGAAGCCAGGGUCAUCUAGCCAACAAGGAAAUCUAGGAUCUUCUGGCCAACAGGAGAAGCCAGGAUCUUCUAGCCAACAGGGGAAGCCAGGGUUGUCUAGCCAUCAAGGGAAGCCAGGGUCAUCUAGCCAACAAGGAAAUCUACAUUUAUCUAGCCAGAAAGGGAAUCAAGGACCUUCUAGCAAACAGAGGAAGCCAGGUUCAUCCAGCCAUCAAGGAAAUCUACGAUUAUCUAGCCAGCAAGGGAAUAUAGGAUCUCCUAGCCAACAGGAGAAGCCAGAGUCUUCUAGCCAACAAGGGAAUCUAGGGUCAUCUAGCUAUCAAGGGAAGCCAGUGUCAUCUAGCCAACAAGGGAAGCCAGUGUCAUCUAGCUAUCAAGGGAAGCCAGUGUCAUCUAGCCAACAAGGGAAGCCAGUGUCAUCUAGCCAACAAGGGAAGCCAGGGGCAUCUAGCCAGCAAGGAGAUCUAGGAUCUUCUAAGCAGCAGGGGAGGCCAGGAUCAUCUAGCCAGCAAGGAAAUAUAGGGUCAUCUGGCCAGGAAUGGAAGCCAGAGUCAUCUAGCCAUCAGAGAAAAUUAAGGUCAUUUUACAACCAACGACAAAGAAAAAAAUAUCGACAGCACUUUUGA
Molecule: messenger RNA, 1257 nt
Organism: Gorilla gorilla gorilla (western lowland gorilla)
Lineage: Eukaryota; Metazoa; Chordata; Mammalia; Primates; Hominidae
Gene: MARCOL
Product: MARCO like
Exons: 2
Coding region: 1-1257 (418 amino acids)
Source: RefSeq, a predicted model, not a curated record